CUUAUAGCCACAGUCCUCUCCCCUUCCUCCAUCAGUGGGGUUACCACUGUGCUCCUGUCUAGGAAACAAGAAAGGCGGUGCCUUCACCAAGAAGUAAGGCUAAAUUGCAAGCUUUAGGUGGACCUUAUUCAAAUGGCUCAACAGCCCAGCCCAAGAGCCCUGGGUCCCCCUGGGGAAGAGGAUGUUGCACCAGACAGCCAAACCCAACUACAGCCUGUCAGACCUCGGCCAGUUAGAUCCCGGAGAAGAAGGCGUAGGCAGGCAGCUCCUGCAUCCCGAGAAGAAGAUGAACCUAGGACCUUUCAAGUCUACAAAUUUAGCAGUCGUGCUCCACCUGUGAGUGGGCAUGGUAGUGGUGGAAGCUCUCGGACUCCUGCACUGCCUGAUGAUGGAAAUGUUAUGGGAAUGAUGGCUAGGUCUGCCAGAUACUGGGUGAAGCGAGAACCUCCUCAAUGUUGGGUCAGAGGCUGCACCUGUGCUUGUUCAGAGACUGAUCUAGAAGAAGGUCAUCCUUCUAGAUCUAGGCCACAUCAUCUAGGUGAAGACAACAGCUCGACCUCCAUGAUUAGAGGGGAAUUAUUUUCAGAGGAUGAAGACAAUGAUGGGAACACUGGGACAGCCAGCUCUUGGGCUGGUGUUAGAAGUGAUGAUCAUCCCAGGAGUUUUGCAGAGGAGUAUUCACUGGUUCCCUUAAGCAGACGAAAGCAGUACUCUGCCCAGACUUUUCAUGAGGCAGUAGAAAGAUUUUUAAGAGGGUUCUGAGCUUUGGCACAUCUGUUUUGAAUUUGGGAGCCAAAUCUGUGGAGAUGCAAAUGCCUGUCAUCAUGUGCACCGUUUAUUGUAACACAGGCUGAAGCUGGCAAAAAAGCCAUGAAGGUUCAAAUAGAGCAAUAUACUGAGCUUUACUAUUAGAUUGACAGACAAAGUUAUUUGCAUUCCAGUUUUGUCUCCUUGAUAUGUGUUGCUGUCGUCUUCAGGAGCUUAAAAACCUUUAGCAAUCAUAAGGCAUUAAAAAUGGGAAAAUUACUUUGAGUCUAAGCUAAUGUAAUGAUUAUUUAUUUUGCAAUUUAAAGUUAUAGAGGCAAAAUGCAGCCUUUUUUUGAAUUUCUCAGCAGUGGAGGCUCUUCUAUUUAAUAACUGCUUGAAGGAUAUUUGGAAUUCAAAGCUUUUGUUUAUUCCAGUAUUUCCUUUCACUAAAUGCUUUAAUUUACUCUAUAGAGGCCUAGAGGGUUUGGUAUUUUUAUUGGUGUGUUUUUUCUUUAACUUGAUCUAAAUCUAAAAAUUGUAUUCUACUGCAUAUGUUUGAUUAUUCAUAUAUAAGCAGUUAUGUAUGAUAAUGUGAGAUAGCUAGAGCACAAUCUGCUUAAAAAAAAUCUCACACCCUUCAGCUGUUAAUUUGUCACAUGAAUUAAAAAUUAAAAAAAAU
Molecule: messenger RNA, 1426 nt
Organism: Cyanistes caeruleus (blue tit)
Lineage: Eukaryota; Metazoa; Chordata; Aves; Passeriformes; Paridae
Source: RefSeq, a predicted model, not a curated record